AUGGCGUUUUCCGAAAAUUUGACCUUUUUAGUUCUAAUAUCAGCUGUCGUAGCUCAAUCGUCUGGUCCAAACCUGACGCCAAAUUUUAAUGUAAGGUUUAGAAAAGAGUGCACAAUAGCAGAUGGAAGAUCUGGGAUAUGUGUAGAUUAUACAAACUGUAAAAAGGAGGGAGAUGUUAUCGAGCGCGGAGGAAUUAUAGAUAUCAGUGAAUUAAGAUCAGGCGAUGCGUGUAGGGGUGGCUUAAACUGGUGCUGUUCCGAAAGUAAUAUUACAAAACCCCCGGAAGUUGUGAAUAAAGAAGAAUGUUUUGCUCGCGAUGGUGAUUUCUGCCCAUGGUGUGUUUCAUUAUAUAGAGGUGACGAAAAUAAUGAAAGAGCGGCUGAGCUUUUCUGCGCGGGAGUGCUUAUAGGAUCUAAAAUUGUUUUAACGACUGCUACCUGUCACGUUGUGUCUGUCUACCAAAAUGUUUGGGCUAAAAUACCAGACUCGGCAGAACCAGGAAAAAUGUAUCCAGUUACACACAGAAAACAGCACGACAAUUACAACUCAGGCUCACACGAGUACGACCUGGCAUUAUUUACAUUAGACGAUGAAGUGAAAUGGAACGAUCAACGAAAAGUUGCCUGUUUAGCUCUGACGUCACCCUUUAAGCCUGUCUGUUUCUCGUUUGGAUAUGACGCAAAUGAUAAAUUUGUUUCGACAUUAGUUGAAAUUACUAAGGGUAGCUGUACACCGGGAGCUGGUGAAACCGUUGACGUCUCAUGUGGUAAAACUAUUGAUGAUGAACCAUGUUUUGUGGCCACUGGAGCCCCUGUGAUUUGUGAGGAGGAGCCUAACAAAAUGACGGUGUAUGGCAUCGCCCGAAGCCCCUGUAGAAAGUCUGCAGCUCAAUUUGGCGCUAUUAAUCUAUCCUCAAAGUGGCUUGCAGAUGAACUGAAGGGUUAUGGCCUUAGUGAAGCGCAUUUUUUGCUACAAAAGUCAACCUAA
This is a messenger RNA of Pieris macdunnoughi, 987 nucleotides long. The record is from the annotation of a GenBank genome assembly. NCBI's taxonomy places the organism in Eukaryota, Metazoa, Arthropoda, Insecta, Lepidoptera, Pieridae.